This is a messenger RNA of Astyanax mexicanus (Mexican tetra), 5397 nucleotides long. RefSeq names its product dual-specificity tyrosine-(Y)-phosphorylation regulated kinase 4 (gene dyrk4). The coding region runs from base 603 to 2495 and encodes 630 amino acids. Gene Ontology annotation, biological process: peptidyl-threonine phosphorylation; peptidyl-serine phosphorylation. Gene Ontology annotation, cellular component: nucleus. The record is from RefSeq and is a predicted model, not a curated record. Gene Ontology annotation, molecular function: ATP binding; protein serine/threonine kinase activity; protein serine/threonine/tyrosine kinase activity. Lineage: Eukaryota; Metazoa; Chordata; Actinopteri; Characiformes; Acestrorhamphidae. The transcript is spliced from 14 exons.
AUUCCGAGUCAAACUGAGACAUGCGUACUUAUCCUGCUGAGGGUCUCCUCGUGUUUCAGUGCGCGCUGCACCCGGGGACAAUGUGCCAUAACGCUUAGAGAGAGAGAGAGAGAGAGAGAGAGAGAGAGAGAGAGAGAGAGAGAGAGAGAGAGAGAGAUAGGGGCCGUUUAAAGAGUGCCAUGCCUUGUAGGUAAGCAGAUGUAAACAUAGGCUGUCUAUAUAGAGUAGGGGAAGCCAAGAACCGUCAGCUGGACAACCUGAACAGGUGGCGCAUCUCAGGACAUGCGCGUCAAAGCGGCCAGACUAACAGCUUGCCUCUUUUCUUAAUCUGCUGCUGACGAAAGCUUUUCAGACCCCUCUCCGACCGAGCUCACAGAUCCUCCUCAGUCUCAAACUUGCUCUUCUGUGGAGGUCUCCUUCUCUACUCGGCUUCUUCAGCUUUUCUGAAACUCUUGGAUGCUCUCGAGGAUGAGUCUGCUCCAACUGUCUUCUUGGACUUCAUAGUGCUGCUGGACGUUGGACGUUUCUAUCCGUCAUCUUCCUUUCCACGUGUUUAAAGCGUUAAUAAACAAGAAGAAGAAAAAGAAGAAGAAUAAGAAGACAUGUUUCCUGAAAUCAACAGCAAGGCAGCCAGACCGGAGGCUUUCCCUCACCCACAGAGGUUGCAGGCUGAGAGCACACGCCUGGGAACCAACCGCAACUAUUCACAGAAGUGCGGCACAGAGACUGGCACCUUACCUCAGCUCGACCCGCCAGUUAAACCGGUGGUGGUGCCCAAUGGCAAACUGCUUCACCAGUCAGAUGGCAUCUUACCCAACAUUGUCAAACAGCUGGUGCAGAAUGUCCAACAAAGUCAAGAGGAGAGGGAGAGGCCGAGGCCUCAAUUCCCGGCUCGUUUCGGCUCCUCAGUGGACAAUAUCUCCGAGUCUUUGACCAGAAGUAUCAUCAACAAGUUUGAGAAGAUCAGAACGUAUGAGGGACAGAGGCUGCCCAUGUCUCCAACAGCUGCGCUGAAGCACUUUCAGAGCCAGCUCACGGAGUACGAGCAGGAGGAGAUUAUGGACUACUCUGAGAUCUGGUAUCUGGGCUUAGACACCAAGAAGAUCGAGGGCUGCCAGGGAUCUCCGCAGAAUUCUGGCUAUGAUGAUGAGCAUGGCAGCUACCUUAAGGUCCUGCAUGACCACAUUGCUUACCGCUACGAGGUUCUGGAGGUGAUUGGGAAGGGAUCCUUCGGGCAAGUCCUCAAAUGCCUGGAUCACAAAACAAACGAAAUGGUGGCCAUCAAGAUCAUUCGCAACAAGAAAAGGUUCCAUCAGCAGGCUCUGGUAGAGCUGAAGAUCCUGGAUGCAGUGCGGAGGAAAGACCGGGACAGCUGCCACAACGUCAUCCACAUGAAGGAGUAUUUCUACUUCCGUAACCACCUCUGCAUCUCCUUCGAGCUUCUGGGAGCAAACCUGUAUGAACUGAUCAAGAAGAACAACUUCCAAGGCUUCAGCCUGGCCCUGAUCCGCCGCUUCGCCCACUCUCUCCUCAAGUGCCUUCAGAUGCUGCACAGGGAAAAGAUCAUCCACUGCGACCUAAAACCGGAGAACAUUCUACUGUCUCAGCGAGGGCAGGGAAAUAUCAAGGUGGUCGACUUCGGGUCAAGCUGUUACGAGCAGCAGAGAGUGUACACAUACAUCCAGAGUCGUUUCUACCGCUCUCCUGAAGUGAUCCUGGGACACCCGUACAGCAUGGCCAUAGACAUGUGGAGCCUGGGCUGCAUCCUGGCUGAGCUCUACACUGGUUACCCUCUGUUUCCUGGAGAGAGUGAGGUGGAGCAGAUUGCCUGUAUCAUGGAGGUGAUGGGCAUGCCUCCCAAUGACUUUGUUCAGACUGCAUCCAGAAGAAGGCUAUUUUUUGAUUCAAAAGGAAACCCACGGAACGUCACUAACAGCAAGGGGAAGAAACGCAGACCCAACUCUAAGGAACUUGCCAGCGUACUGAAGACCAACGAUCCACUGUUUCUGGACUUUAUAAGGCGCUGCCUUGUAUGGGACCCAACAAAGCGCAUGACUCCGGACGAGGGCAUGCAGCAUGAGUGGAUCACCGAGGGCCGUCUCACCAGGCUCCGCCCUAAAACUCGACCAGUCAGAAAACCUGGAGACAGUGACAACUACGAGUACACUUUCCGCAGAUCAAGCACCAACAGGACUGUGGAGAAGUCCAGCUCAGAGGACAAACUGAAAAGGCAGAACUCUGUCAAAGACAGCAAGAUAGACACAGCAGAACGCCUGCGGCCCAUCGGAGCGUCUGCUGAGGAGGAGGCCUGCGAAGGAGUCGACACGAACACGUCCAGUAAAGACAGCAGAGACAGCAAACCAGAAAGCCAACAGUACAGCACGACUGACACCGGGGAGCGCUCUGUAGAAAUCAUCAUUAAACCUCAGUCUGAGUCCCAGUCAAGCACAGACUCUGAGGGACAGGAGAUCCACUCUCUGCCCCCCAUCAUUUAACAGGCUGAAUGAAGGGAUGAGAGGAUGACGUCACACAGUCCAGGCUUUGGUCAGAUGGCACUGGUCAGUUGGGACUAUCUUGGCUGGUGGCACUAAUGCAGUCUGAAGCUGUGUUUGAGCAAUGCAGGUUUUGUGAGAAAUGGUGACUUUAUGUACUUUAUAUUUAUAAGUGCAUGAAAUCUGCAUUACUCAAACUCAUCCUAAAGAUACUGCGUGUUUGCAAGGUCAAAAGAUUUAAGGAAAGGAUUGACAAAAACGGAAUUAACACAAAUUUUCAUUUUGGUUAGAUUUAGUUGAUCAGCUGAGACAGGACAGGUUUGAUGUUUAAAUUUUGUUUCUAUAGUUUUUGCUGGACCCACAAGGUAAAUUUGCUAACAAACACUAGAAACCAAUAGGACAGGUUUGAUGUUUAAAUUUUGUUUCUAUAGUUUUUGCUGGACCCACAAGGUAAAUUUGCUAACAAACACUAGAAACCAAUAGGACAGGUUUGAUGUUUAAAUUUUGUUUCUAUAGUUUUUGCUGGACCCACAAGGUAAAUUUGCUAACAAACACUAGAAACCAAUAGCCACCUAAAGUGUUUACCGUAUUUUUCACACACUAUAAGGUGCACCGGAAUAUAAAAAGCACUGUCAAUGAACAUUUAUUUUCUGGUUUAUUUUUUAAUACAUAAGGUGCUCCCGAUUAUAAGGCUCAUUAUGCAACUAUAAGGAACAGGGUUGUGGCCAUGUUUCCCUGCUAAUUUAGCAGGUCUCGCCGCUGAGUGGUGGUGGGGGGAUAGCUAAGUUAAGUAAAGCUAAGCUAAGUAAACAAAACUGUAAUUCUUAAAAAAAACAUUUGAGCAAAUUGAGCGUUGGAUGUUAAUCUACACAAAUUUCUCUCCUGAAACUGUUUAUUUGGGUGAGUUAAGCACUUCUGUUUAUUUAAAGUAAGCUUAGAGUUCCAGAUGUUCACUAAGGCUGUGUCCAGCAGCAUUAGCAGCUAACAGUAAAUGCCGCCCGGCAGUGCUACACUGAGAAACCUUGAGUGUUCCGGUUAGCCAUGGCGAUAUUAGCUAGCAAAAAACACUGAAAAAUAUGUGGGCCAUAAUUAAAAAUAAGGAUGUGAUUUCAGCAGGUUAAGGAAAGUGUUUAAAUGUUUUUACAUACAGAAUUUUGUUUUACUAUUGACUUCCACUUUUAGCAACAUUAGCCUCGUAUCUCCAGAUUAAAAAUAAAGACACAAAAUUUAGACAUCAAGCAUGUAUUGGCUGAUUUACAACAUCUGUGUUCAUUGGGAAAUUGUGUAAAUUAGAUAUAGUCUUUUUUUAAACCAUUCAUUUAUUGUUAGCUUCUAGCAUUUGUUUCUUAUCUGCCACUAAUUUGUAUGUUCUUUUUUUGUAUUUCUUUACAGUACAGCAUAAAUGCCAGUUUCCCUACGCGAAAUUAAGAAUAAUUAUCGCGGACUCUGAAGUGGUUUCACCACUGGCACUUCAAUUUAGUCCAAGACUAGGCUUAAUCCAUGUUUGGGAAACUGGCCAUAUAUGUUUAAACUUAGUCAAAUAGGACAUAAAGGGUUCUUCAGCACUAGAUAAGCACAUUUUUAGGAUAAUGCAUUUUUUUGGUGCUUGUUAUACUUUACAUAACACCUGUACCUGUACAGUAGGUCGCAGUUUCGUUUAAUGAAUCAAAUACAGUAUAUAUAUAUAUAUAUAUUUAUAUAUAUAUAUAUAUAUAUAUAUAUAUAUAUAUAUAUAUAUAUAUAUAUUGCUCUUACUCAGUAUUAUACAGUAUUCUCAUAGUAAUAUCUCCAGGUUCUGUUGCAGUUCUCAUACAGAAGUAGCCAUGGUUUAAAUAUGAUUUUUACAAAACUUUUACACUACUUUUAAUAGAGUUUAAGAUGAAAACCAAAGCAACUGUAAUGUGCAAUAUUUCUGCAUGGUUUAAAACAGUGUUUGUAUGUUUUGUUACACACAUUUUUUAUUAUUAUUAUUUUAAGUUCAGUUUUGCUGUAAGAUGGAAAUCUAUAUGAGCUAGGGUAGUGCAAUGAGUCUGAGCCAAAGAGAUUUUUUUUGUUUUGUUGUUGCUAUUAGUGAAAAUGUUGGUCGUUGGGUGUUUCUAUGGACUAGAUGGACUAUUAUGAGAUUCUGCUUGUUAGUUCAUGUUCAGUUAUCAUACCUGUCAUGAGGUGAAUCGGAUGUAAAAACACAAUUAUAUGCUGCCUAGAACCGGAUCUGGGCACACCUGAUAUACAGUGACACUAUGAUGUAAUAUUUGAUCUGAAUGUAACUGUGAUGAUGAUGCUUCUUUGCAACAUUUAUACAGAAAAGACACAUUGUUUUGACAUUAUUGAUGAUGGUAUAAAGUGUGAAUGAUGGUUAUGACAUGAAACGUGUGAUGUACUGAAGGUUGUGACACUGAGAAUGAUUAAUAACCGUGCACUGGAAGCAACGUGUACAAUGUAUCAUUUAGUUUAGUACUAAGGUACUUUGAUACUAAUAUGUUAACAUGUGGAUAUGUUAUUUUUUUCCUGUAUAUACAAUUCUUACAUUAUUUGCCAUGCACUAGAAGUGUAUGCUGUCAGUUGAUGUAAAAUUAGACAAGGUUUUACUUGUUCAUGUAUUGUUAAUGUAUUAUGAAUGAAAGAGAAGGUUUUUACAACCAUCACUUCAACGUCUCUUUCACUUACUGUUGAGUUUUGUAGCAUCAAAGGCAAUCGCUGGACAACCUUUGUGUUUUUGCUUCUUUAUGUCUGUGUGUUUUUUGGGUGUUUUACUAAAGCCAACCACUGCCAGUAGUAAAUCCCAAGUUUUAUAGAAUUUUUUGCAAAAACUUGCAGAGAUACUCUAUGUGUGAAAACAAACACAAAUUUAGCCUAAGAUAAUCAUGAUCAACUUAACCGAUUUUCUCCAAGAUUCUCUUUUUUU